Myxocyprinus asiaticus (Chinese sucker) is the source of this 6733-nucleotide messenger RNA. RefSeq names its product E3 ubiquitin-protein ligase RBBP6-like. NCBI's taxonomy places the organism in Eukaryota, Metazoa, Chordata, Actinopteri, Cypriniformes, Catostomidae. The record is from RefSeq and is a predicted model, not a curated record. Gene Ontology annotation, molecular function: nucleic acid binding; zinc ion binding; ubiquitin protein ligase activity. The coding region runs from base 821 to 6115 and encodes 1764 amino acids. Gene Ontology annotation, cellular component: nucleus. Gene Ontology annotation, biological process: ubiquitin-dependent protein catabolic process; mRNA processing; protein ubiquitination. The transcript has 17 exons.
AUCACUGGACUGGUUAGACUGUUGUGAAUGUACCCAGGACAUUUAAACUGUUUCUGUAGUCGUCGGUGUGUUCUGGUCUUCAAGGCAGACAACGGAGUGACUGGAAAACUGCAGCAGUAUUUUGAAAAGAGGAGAAAUCUAUUAUUCGCCUUUUUUUUUUUUCUUUGUGUGCAUUUUGUAACGUAGUGCUGUAGUCUUUUGUGUUUUUGUUAGUGACGGACGCCAUUUUAGGUCGAUCACACUAGCCACAUUGUUUCAGGCCUUGCUUCCAGAUACAUCGCUUGGUGUUUUUGUUGUGAUUUGGACUACAUUGAACAAACAUUUCGGAAGGAACUUUACGGACGCUGGCGCGACAGAUUUGACGGGACUCGACACAUUCACUCAUAUGGACAUUGAUUGAUUGAACUCUUUAUUUCUUGAUCAGAUUUGGACCUUACGAACUGCUAACGGCUAAGCGCCAUUUAGGCCUGGGACAUUGUGAAACAGAGGGAGAAUUUCUCGCUUCUGCCGGGAAAUGCCGUGGACAAUAAGUCGCUUUCGUCAUUAAGAAUACGUAUUGCAUUUUAUCACAAUCUCUUUGAACAAUUGAUAUUUUCAAUUCGCAGCUAUUCACUUUUCCGUGAAGCGCAACCCCUGAAGGGCUCCAUUUAGUGGUGCCUCUGCAUUAAAAAUGGUUAAGCUGAUGAGCAAACAUGGCUGUUAUUCUUAAAUUGUUAAGCUGAUAAACUUACAUUUUGAGUAAGGGUGAUCGCUGGGCUUUGCCCAUUGUAGUUGACUUUGUUUGUUUGUGGUGGUGUUUGACCACAAGGAUUGUGUAAACAUGUCUUGUGUCCAUUACAAGUUUUCUUCUAAACUGAACUACGACACUGUCACCUUCGAUGGCCUUCACAUCACGCUCAGUGAUUUGAAACGUCAAAUCAUGGGGCGAGAGAAGCUGAAGGCCGCGGACUGCGACCUGCAAAUCACCAACGCGCAAACCAACGAGGAAUACACUGAUGAUGGAGCCCUCAUCCCCAAAAACUCGUCUGUCAUCAUCAGACGAAUCCCUAUUGGGGGGGUCAAGUCCACAAGCAAAACAUUUGUCAUUGAUCGAUCUGAACCAUCAAGUGGAUCUUCAAAAGCAAUUGAUGAUUCUUCCAUUUCACUGGCCCUGCUUUCAAAGACAGCCAAUCUUGCUGAAACAAAUGCAUCAGAGGAAGACAAAAUAAAAGCAAUGAUGUCUCAGUCCAACCAUGACUAUGAUCCGAUUCACUAUGCAAAGAAGCUUGUUGGUCCACCCCCACCAAACUACACGUGUUUUCGUUGUGGAAAAACUGGACAUUACAUCCGAAACUGUCCAACAAAUGGGCAGGAUCGAAGUUUUGAAGCUCCUCAACGGAUAAAGAAAAGCACAGGAAUUCCUCGGAGUUUCAUGGUGGAGGUAGAUGAUCCAAACAGAAAGGGAGUCAUGCUGACCAACAGUGGCGCAUAUGCCAUUCCCACUAUUGAUGCUGAGGCUUAUGCUAUUGGGAAGAAAGAGAAGCCACCUUUCUUGCCGCAGAAUCAGUCUUCAUCCUCAGAGGAAGAAGAUCCUGUGCCUGAUGAGCUGCUGUGUCUGAUCUGCAAGGAUCUUAUGACUGAUGCUGUGGUUAUCCCCUGCUGUGGAAAUAGCUACUGUGAUGAGUGUAUUCGUACAUGUUUGCUGGAGUCUGAAGAACACGUUUGCCCCACCUGCAAACAGUCGGAUGUAUCUCCCGAUGCUUUGAUAGCAAACAAGUUUUUGCGCCAAGCAGUGAAUAAUUUUAGGAAUGAAACUGGAUACACCAAGAGGAUUCGCAAAGCUACUGCUGCUCAAGUUACUGUACAAGGAGCCCAAGCGCAGGCUCCUGUGCAGCGGCCUCCUCUGAGGCUGGCUACUUCGCGCCAACAGGACCCUCUAAUGGCCAAUGUUCCGAGCUCAACAGCUGCUAGCACUCCUCCCCAAAGCACGCUGGCUGCUGCCUCGUCUCCUGCUAGUACUCACCAGCCUUCCAGCACCCCACCUUCUACCAGCAGCUGUAACGUGCAAAGUAGUAGCACACCUGCAGUGAACUCUCCUCAGCGCUCUACAAAGCAGGAUGACCUGCCAUUGUCCAAGGAGGAACCUGCAUCUGAGGUCCCCGCACCUUCUGUUGUGCCUUCAUCAGAGACCUUUGUGCCAACGACUUCUGCUGGUCCAAAGGGGUUCCAUGUCUCUGUAAUUGGACAGCCUAAUAUGCCUCCACAUCUCAUGCAAAGACAAGGACCGCCAAGGGCUAGUGGACCACGGUCAACUGGGAGCCGCCCUCCAUGGGAUCCGUCCUCAAGUAGAGGGAGACCUCCUAGUGAGCGACCACCAAGGACACAGCAACCUCCACCAGUGCAAAACCUUCCCCCUGUAGUCCCCCCAGUGUUCGUGCCUCCUCUCUUUCCACCUCCACCACACCCAAUGCCUCAGCCACCAGGUGUUGUUCCUCAGCAAUAUCCCAUGCAGUAUCCUCCAGGACCACAGCCUCCACCUCCCUACAACAUUCCACCGCCUGUCUUUCCACCAGUCCCACCUAAUGUGCAGGCUCCGUGGGUAGCUCCUGGCACCCAGCCACCUGUAGCCAACCCUAUCUCCAAUAUGCCAACAGCAUCUUUUCUGUCCAAGGAGGAAUUUUACAGGCAGCAGCGCAGACUGAAGGAAGAUUCCCAGUGUCGAUUCGUUACCAGGGAGAAGUCUAAACUUGAGGAGUUUACUAAUGACUUUGCCAAAGAGCUUUUAGAGUACAGAAAGAUGCAGAAGGACAGAAGGCGAUCAUACUCUAGAUCUAAAUCUCCAUACAGAGGCUCCUCCUACAGUGGCUCAUCAUAUUCCUAUUCCAAAUCUCGCUCACGGUCCAGAUCACCACGCUCCUACUCUCGGUCAUUAUCCCGAUCUAGAUCCCGUUCACGCUCUCGUUCUCGAUCAAGAUCCUACUCUCGCUCACCAUACUCCCGCAGAGGCCGAGGUCGCAGCCGUAGCUAUCGUUCCAGGUCACGCAGUCCAGCAUUCCAUCGCUCCCGCAGCAGAUCGCCAUCAUAUAGGGGCCGGGAUGUGAGUGGGAUGGGCAGUGGAGUCUAUCGUUCCCGUUCCAGAUCGCCAGUGUAUAGGAAUCACAGUCCCAGCAAGAAACUCCCACCACCUUCUAAAAUGGAGGGUGAACGAAAAUACACUGGCAGGUACAGAGAGCUGCCACCUUAUGAUGCUAAGGCUUAUUAUGGCCGCAACGUAGACCAGAGUGACCCCUACGAGAGAGAACAGUACCGAGAGUGGGAAAGAGAGUACAGGGAAUGGUAUGACAAUUACCUCAAGAGCUACAGCAACCCACCCGGUGGUCACCCACGGAGCCGUGGUCCAAACAGCAGAGAUCACUAUACCCCUGAGCGUUUUGCCCCUCCUCGACCAAGAGACAACUCCCCCUACAGUAGGGGACAUCGGGAUGAUUACCCACCACCUUCUCAAAGUCACGGUGUUCCUCCGAGAGGCCGCGUUUCCAUGACAUAUCAAGAGAAGUGUGCUGAGAAGUAUGGCCACCUCCACAUCAACACUGGUGCUGGUAAAGGAAUUAAAGACUCUUUGAAACCUCUUAAAGACAGAGAACAUAGUGGCAGCACUGCUACAGACACAAAGACUAUGAAACAUAAGAAACAUCGCAAAAAGAAGAGGGAUGAUGGUGAACCCUUCAGCCACUCUGACUCUAUGGAUGAUUCCAGGAAAGAAGACUGCAAAGGAGACCCCAUGAUGAUGAAUUCAAGCCGUGAUGAUGCCACACCUGUCAGGGAUGAACCCAUGGACAGUGCUGCUGUGCCCUACAAAAGCGUCCCUGAAAAGGAGAAGAAAGAGAAGACUAAAAGCAAGACUGACAAAGUUAAACGAAAGUCUGAAAGCAGUGGACAGAAGGAAAUUUCAGGGAAGGUGACAAAGCCUGCCAAAGAGGAGGUGGCAGAUGCACUGCGUGAAAAGGUGGCUCCAAUUGAACCAGCUAUUAAGAGAGUCCAAGAAGAACCAUCACACAAACCUGAAGCGACCAGACCUCAGUUCAUUGAGUCUAAACUCAUGCUCCCUCGCAAGCUGAUGCAGUCUAGACCCAUCAAACACCAUCAAGAGCUGAAGUCAGUCAAAGAUGAGCUUAAAGGCAAGAAAGAAUUGGUGAAAGACCUAGCAAAGCUAGACAAAGUUCCUUCCAAAGAUGGAAAGGUCAAGAAAGAGCUAGAGAAGCCUGUGAAAACUGAGAAAAUUCCCACCAAGGCAGUUGACACCAAACAUGAUAAAAAGAAACGGAAAGAUGACAAGCCAUCUGUGAAAGACCUGGACAUCCCCCCAGUCAAAGUAGCCAAAAUGGAAGUUACUGGCAAGGUUAGAGGCUCUCCAAAACCUAAACCCAGGCUGGAGAGUGAAAUUGCAGUUGAGGAGAAAGUGGUUAUUCCAUCCCUGAUGGAUAUCAAGCCGGAACCUUUAAGAAAGAUUAAAAUUAACAGAGAAAUCGGCAAGAGGAUAAUUGGGAUUGAGCGCCCUAUUUCAGCUGAAGAUUCAGCUCAUGCCACGGGAAAGGGCAGGUUGGAUAAGUCAAGGGGAAAAUUGAGGAGGAAGGUGCAUACUCCAGAUGGGUCGGGGUCCAUGCUGGUCGAUUACAACAGCACCAGCUCCACAGGUGGAAGCCCCAUCAAAAAGCAUGAAGAGAAGCUAGACCUAAAGAAGACUGUGGUGAAGACCCUGGAGGAAUACACCAAUGACAGCUCCACCCCUGCUGAAGAUGAAAUUGUUAUGAUCCAAGUGCCCCGCUCCAAGUGGGAAAAAGAGGACUAUGAAUCUGAGGAUGAUGAUUCUAAGGGAACCACUGGGACUCGCAUUGUCAGCAUGUCCAGCUCUGCUCCUGUGAGUGAGAACACUGCUCCAAAAUCAACAAACAAGGAGUCUCCCCGUGCUGACAAUGCCCCCUCUGCCUCCAAAGAUUCUCAGGCAGAUGUAAAACUUGCCAAGGACUCCACACCAGGUGAUAAGGAGAAAGAUAUUGACAAGGAGAAAGACAAAGAGAGAGAUCGAGACAGAGGAAAAGAAAGAGACCGCAGCACUACAGAUUGUGAGGUAACGGAUAAAAGGAAACCUAGUGUACCAAAUCAGGAAAGAGAAAGAGGUAGUGACCAUGGCAGUGAGCGGAGCUCCUCAUCCCAUUCCUCCAGGGACAGACUAGCUGACAGGUCUGAACCAAACUCUAGAAAGCCAGCUGGUAGGGAUACAACGACGAGCCUCAUCAACAGGAAACCAGACCACAGAGAUGAUGCAAGAGACCAUCUAAGUAGUAGAUCGAGAGAUGAAAGAGGUCCUAUCAGGAGGAAUGCAUCACUAUCCCCACCCUCAAGGGUAAAGGACUUGCACACAGACUCUGUGAGAAAAUGCCUGGAAGUUUCUCAGGAGUCUCAAAGCCCAAUUAGGGAUAAGAGAACAUCAUCCCAAAACACCUUAGAGCCCAAAAGAACAGGUCCAGAGGACCACAAGUCAUUGUGUAAGGAGAGCCAGAGUUCUAGGCAUUCUGAUUUGCGUCCCACAAAGGACAGGGAGCACAGGACUCAUACAGCUGCAAAUCUAGAGCCUAGGGCUGAUACAGAGAAAGGUGGCACACACGGUGACCACAUCAAAAUCCCAGCUGCGCGCUCCACACGACUGUCCUCGGAUUUAGCACGGGAAACUGAUGAGGCCGCGUUUGUCCCAGACUACAGCGAAAGUGAGAGUGAGACCUCUGACUUUGAGAGCAAAGUGGAGCAGAGAGGGCGAGAGAGGGACAGCAGUGGCAGCCAGAGUCCAAGCCCCUCUGGAAGCCACGGACAUAGUAGCAGCCCUAGCUCCCCGGGCAGUCAGGACAGCAAAAAGAAGAAAAAGGACAAAAAGGAAAAGAAAGAGAGGAAGAAACACAAGAAGCACAAAAAACACAAAAAGCAUAAGAAACACACAAGUAAUGAAUCUGAAGCAGAGCUCAAAGGACAAAAACACAAACAUAAAAAAAAGAAGUCCAAAAAGAGCAAGGACAAAGAUAAAGAUGACAAGGAGAAAGAUGAGAAUGGGAAAGAGGAACAUGGGACAAAAGUAUCUGUUUAAUUCAUUACAGGUUGACCCUUUAACUUAAUUUACUCAUCUUAAAGAAUUGAAAAAUAAAAAAUAUUGUAUUGCAGAAAGAAGGUUGUCUGUUUUAAGCAUUGUUCAGCUUUCAUUCUGUACUAUUUUUUUUCGCCCAUUGGUUAGUCAUACUUUUUUGUUAGUUUGACCAUGCUAACCUCUGCCACCAAUGUAAGAGAAUAGUUACAUAAAUGAUUGAAGUGUAGUUGUUUUGGGUUCUGAACUUUCAUUAAUAUUUUGGAUCAGAUUUAAAAUCCUUGCAAAAUCUUCUAUUACAGUACAUAGUUUUGUAUUAAGGCCAUUGUGGAGGAAGCACUUUAAAAAUGUGAAUGUGAUUGCCCUUUUGUACCUCAUCUCUUAUAUCUGGUGAUGGAGAGAAAAAUAUCAUUAUGACAGUAUAAUAAUAUUGUUAAUAAAGGCAACUGGAUAUUUGUGGCCAGACAUUGGGGCUUACAUAUUGAUUGCAAAUUGUAUGUUUUUGCACUGUGAAUAUUUCCUCUACAUUAUUCUGCUCCACCUUCACAUGAGUAAUUUAAAUUAUCUUAUAAAAUGGAAAUAUGUUUUGAGGGUAAUAAACUUUUUUUUCUCAGAAAAUAUAAA